CCGCGUUCCAGAGAGUAAACUCGGGAAACGCGGAAGCAAAACAGAGGGGCGUUUACGCACAGCCUGCAUGGUUGACAGCUACAGAAAAAAAAAUCAAUUGUUCUGACAGCUUAGACUAAACUAAUCGAUUGCUUAUAUCAGCGCGUUAUGCUGAGAGAAGGCGACUGACGCAGCUCAUUGAUACCCAGAUCGUGAUUGUGUCUCUGCAUCCCUGGACUGUGCGGCAGAAUGAAGAGCUCGCCGUGGCCCAGAGGGAGGAAGCUGGUCCACCUGGAUUUGAAAGGCGCGCCUCCAAGACCUGAGUACCUGCACAAGCUGAUCGAGCUGUUCUCCGGCCUGGGAGCCGACGGCCUGCUGGUGGAGUAUGAGGACAUGUUUCCCUAUGAGGGGGAGCUGAAGGUGCUCCAGGCCACGGCACACCCUGCCUACAGCCGGGAGGAGGUGCUGUCUAUCCAGGAUGUCGCCAAAUCCAGAGGGCUGGAGGUCAUCCCUCUGGUGCAGACGUUUGGUCACAUGGAGUUUGUGCUGAAGCACCGGGCGCUGUGGGGCCUGAGAGAGGUGGCCCACUGUCUGGGCACCCUCAAUCCCCACAAGGAGGAAGGGGUGAAGCUGGUGAUAGAGAUGCUGAGGCAGGUGGUGGAGCUGCAUCCGGACCUACACACACUGCACAUCGGAGCAGACGAGGUGUAUCUGCUAGGUGAGGGGGAGGAGUCCAAACUGUGGCUGGCUUCACCUGGACGCACAGUGGAGCAGCUCUUCCUGAGUCAUGUGGCCAAGGUAGCCAAGGCCGUCAAGGAGGCGUGGCCUCACCUGAACGUCAUCAUGUGGGACGACAUGCUGAGAGGAAUGAGCCAUGACACACUGAAAGCGAGUGGUCUAGCAGAACUGGUCCAGCCCAUGCUGUGGGACUACAGCCCUGCACUGGAUGUGGACAAAACUGUGUCUCUGCUGGGGAAGUAUCACCGUGCGGGUCUGUCAGAGCUGUGGGCAGCCAGCUCCUUUAAAGGCUCCACCUGUGUUCACUCCAGUGUGACCAGCACACACAGACAUGUGGAGAACCACCUGCAGUGGCUGAAGGUGGCAGCCUCCGCCCCGGCUGGAGUGAAGCUGCAGGGCAUCGCCCUCACAGGCUGGCAAAGGUAUGACCAUCUGUCGGUUCUGUGUGAGCUGAUGCCGCUGGCUGUUCCAUCGCUGGCAGCCUGUCUGCAGACCCUCAUCCAGGGCCAGUUCAGCGCCGAGGCUCAGAGCAAGGUGAUGGAGAGCCUGGGUAUAUCCUCUGUGGAGGUCGAGGCCAUGGAGAGGGCUUCUUCGGGUGAAACAGUGUUUGCAGGGAGGAGGCUGGCCGAGCGGGUCGUGGAUCUCACGUUGCUGCUAAACUCAGAGGACAUGCGUGACUUUGAAAACAACAUGUUUGUAAGAGGAUGGUUCACUCCCUACCACCGGCAGAGGAAGAUGGUCAACCCUCUGAUCACCAUGCAGAUUCAGAGUCAUGCGACAACGCUGUUGGCUGUGCUGCAGGAGAAGGAGGAGGCGGUGAGGGAGGAGAUGGCUCGUCUCUACCCAGACGCUACAGUCCAGGAGUGGAUAGAGCAGCAUGUCGGCCCUGUGGUGGCCCCUCUGCAGAGGAUAACAGAGGAUAUCAGAGCCUGUCUGGAGGAGAUGGUGCCUCCGAGCGACACACCAUCUCCGCCUCGGCAAUAAGUGACCCUUAAGUCCAGGUUGAGAGGAUGAACGGUACGGGAUGUGCAGAGGGACAUAAGGGGAUGAAAUGUUCACAAUGAAUGUGGGUGACUCCUUAAUUCUGCAACCGGCAAUGGGAAAAUGCUCCUACGGGUCUUGAAAAAUUCUUUAAAACUUGUGGAAAUAAGGUCUAAGAAAGGACUGUUGACCUUAAAAGUAUGUUUUUCUUUCUUAGUAAAAACAUAGAGCCCAUAUUCAUCAUUACACUUCUGCUGUGAAUCAACACUGGGUAUUUGUGUAAAGGUAGCAGCUGUUUCAUAAUUAAUCGUUUGACUUGAUUUCUACACUGGGUGAAAUCGUGUGUUAUCGUAAGGCACCUGUGUCUAAUGUAGACCCAAAUAUGCACAUUUUAAAUCAUUUAAUUUCAUGAAAUAAGACUUUGAAGGUCAUUGAAAAGUCAUUGAGGUUGAUGUGAAGUGAGAGUGCGAACCCUGAUGGGAGAAUGGGAAUGAUUACGCAUGUGCAAGUGCUAACUGCUGUAUCUGUGUGCUACCUGCAGCAGAAAAAACACAAGGUAUUAUAAUAAAGUUUUUUAUUAAUAUAAAAAAAAGAUUAAAAAAGAAAAAAAAAUCUCAUUUGACAUUUCUUUUCCAAGCAGCAUACACUCAUUCUUGCCAUCAGCCAUGGAGAAAAAGAAACACAAAUAAAAGCCCCAAAAAAGAGCAUAGUUUGAGAAGUGUUUGCCUGAGAUUCAUUCUUUGGUUUAC
Messenger RNA from Myripristis murdjan (pinecone soldierfish), 2447 nucleotides. It is a transcript of the gene hexd, whose product is annotated as hexosaminidase d. Bases 229 to 1701 code for a protein of 490 amino acids. Gene Ontology annotation, molecular function: hexosaminidase activity. Gene Ontology annotation, biological process: carbohydrate metabolic process. NCBI's taxonomy places the organism in Eukaryota, Metazoa, Chordata, Actinopteri, Holocentriformes, Holocentridae. The transcript has 12 exons. The record is from RefSeq and is a predicted model, not a curated record.